UUAUUUCCAAUAUUAACAGCUUCUGUCCUUGUUAGUCCACUAUUCAUAUCUCCGUCUGUAAACAUGCUGCUGCUGCUCCUUCUGCUGCUGUCAUCGCCAGGUGAGUCCCAGGCUCAGCAUGUGUCAGGCCAGAAGAAAGACGGCGCGUGUGUUUGCGAGGUGAACUCCAACAUGUGGUCAUUCCCUACUGAGGAAUACAAAACCACGGUGCAGCAGGUUACAUCCUGUGAAGAGUCUCUGAACAGCCUGCAGGAUCAGGUGGAGCUGUCCAGCGAGCGCCUCCCUGGGAUCAUGGCUGUGAUACAGAACGUGACAGAGCGCCUGGAGCCCCACCGGCACCUGCAUGACCUGGGCCUGUACACAGACCUGGCCGUGCACCAGCUGGGCCAGGAGCUCAGCCAGCUGGAGGGGGACAUCAGGGACAUCCACAGCCAGCUGAACAACGCCCAGACACAGAAACUCUCCAAAGAGGUGGGUAAACUGCUUAAAGAUGCUGGCAGGAUGCAGAUUUCGAAAACAGUAAACAUGAAGACAGUGAAAGAGAAGCUGCGCUACCUGAAGAACAGUGCUCAGUCCUGCAGGACCAUCCCCAAAGACUUCAGAGGCCAGGACAGGUACUGCCUGAAGGGCAUGAUGUCCAACAUCAGUGAUCCUGUCACGACUAAGAUCAGUCCCUAUGGUAAGACCAUUAUCUCCGGCUCGUGGGGCAAACAGGCCCAGAGGGACAGCGAGGGCCAGAAGAACAGCUUCUGGGUUCAGCCUCUGCUCAACGGCCACAUCUGGGGCAACACUGUGCGCGUAUACCAAACCUACGAAGACUUCAUGGCCUCAACCAAGCACAAGGACUUUACAGUCGCUCCGUCUUUCGCUCAUGCCAACACCAUUGACGGUCCCAGUGCGAUUCUAUACGGCGAGGCGCUGUACUAUCACUGCUACUUCUCUGCAGACAUCUGCCGCUACGACCUGAACAGCAAUUCCGUCAAGAGGGUGACACUUCCUGGAACAGGCGUGGGUUUCAACAACAAGUUCCCGUACUGUUACUACGACUGCCGUGCCAAUAGUGAUAUUGAGGUGGAGGCAGAUGAGACGGGACUCUGGGCUCUGUAUGCCACUGUUGGUAACCACGGUAAUCUGGUCGUGAGCCGGCUGCUCUGGGACAGCGAGGCUGAGACCCUGAAUGUCUCGCAGACGUGGGAGACGAGGAUUUUCAAGAAGGCGGUGAGCAACGCCUUCAUGGUGUGCGGUGUUCUGUAUGCCACUCGCUAUGUGGACGAUUACCGCGAGGAGGUGUUCUACGCCUUCGACACGGCCACAGGCAGAGAAGACAACUCUCUCUCUCUGCCGCUGGAGAAGGUAGUCAAGGGAGUGGCCAGCCUGAGCUACAACCCCACCAACAAGCAGAUCUACAUGUACAACGAUGGAUAUCUGCUCGCCUACCAGGCCAGCUUCUCCACUCCAUUUGACACGUAUAACAGGAAGUAACAGAGCCAGAUAUUGUCCAAAAAUAUAUAUUAUAUAGGGUGUCUGGUACUCCUUAUUGUUGUGAUUUGUUGGGCAUACAACUUACUUUUUGACUAAAUGUUUGUAUUAUAAAACAGAUUGUUGUCGAGCUGUAACAUUUAAAAAACAUAAAAUAAUAAAAACUCUUUCUGUCCGUU
Messenger RNA from Gymnodraco acuticeps, 1658 nucleotides. Its product is annotated as olfactomedin-like. Gene Ontology annotation, biological process: signal transduction. NCBI's taxonomy places the organism in Eukaryota, Metazoa, Chordata, Actinopteri, Perciformes, Bathydraconidae. The coding region runs from base 64 to 1482 and encodes 472 amino acids. The record is from RefSeq and is a predicted model, not a curated record. The transcript is spliced from 5 exons.